AUGCAGCUAUCUUGGCAGCCAAUAUUCUCCCUGUCUAGGAAGCCAGCUAGAAGACCAACGGCACGCAGGAAGAAGCCGCAACUGCCGACGGAAACAAACAGGCCACAGCAGCAAUUUGAAUUCAUCGUGGAGCAUCCUGUGAGAGGACAUAGGGCAACGGAAUCCCCAUCAGCCAACAAUUCCACGUAUUCAGAGAUAUCUGUUGAACCUAUCACUGACGGUCAGGCAAGGCCUGGCUCUCGAUGUAGUAGGCAGACGCAGGGUGAUGAAUUGUCCCUGAUCGAGAGUGAGACGACUGAUAGGAUAACUGAACCUCACCAGUAUCUGCGCAAUAGCGAGGAUCGAUAUACACGUUCAUUUUUACAUAAUUCUAAAGCGAACAGGCAACUGCAGACAUCUAAGAGAGGCAGCAUUGAUCAUGUUACUUUAGAGCCGAGCCAAGUCGCCCCUAAAGAGAUAAUCUCUACAUGCUUUCCGUAUACUUCUAUACCGCCGGGUGUACUAUAUGGCGACCUUUGCCAGCGGUUUGGGCCUAUCCUCGGGAGGUACAACGGGGAGUUCUGCAAAAUUCCAUUAACGUCUGAUCUACGGAUAAACCCGUUUCGGUACCGGAAAGACCUCGAGCCGGAACCUGUCUUUCUGAUCCAUGCUGUGAUGGCUUUAGCAGGUCAUCACGUCGAGAGUACAUCAACCCAGGAUCAUCGCCAUGCUGCAUUUCAAUUACUCCGUGAGAAGCUUGGCUCGUACAGUAAAGCAGAAGACGUGUACUCCAUGCUUGACGCAGUUAUAAUCUUAUUCUCGCUAGAUGAAACUCAAUCCGCCUUUGGAAACUGGAACACACAUCUUAUAGGAGCAUAUGGCCUUCUCGAGGCUUGCGGCGGUAUUGAGGUGUGGGUCACGUCCGCGAGGGUAAUGGCCCAGGUAGCAAUUCUCACAUGGUGGGACGCAAUAACCAGUUUAGUAUCAAGGGAAGACUGCGUGUUCCCUUACGCAUACCCCGAAACAGUAUUGUCGAAGCAUGACGGCCAAGAAUGGGAUUAUUUCGGGCUGUGCGGGUGUCCACCAAGUCUCGUACAUCUAGUCAUGCAGCUGGCACGAUUGUGUGCCAAAAAGCGAAAAUCAUCUUCAAUGCGGUACGUCACAUUUGACACCACCGCCGCCUUGGAAAUCGAGCAGUCACUCGAUUGCUGGUAUCACAUUUCUCCUGAGACAGCCUUCCAAAGCGAGGAGAGUAUGCAACAAGACCAGGAUAGCAUGCACUGCUCAGAAGCAUGGAGAAAUGGCCUUCUGCUGUACAUAUGCAGGGUGUUUCGAUGGGAACCCGGAAGCAGCGUCCCUCCGGCCAUUUUGUUCCGGGCUAGGGUUAUUACAGAUCAUGUCUUUGCGUGUCGAGAUCAAAGCAUGGUGUCUCGGCAGGCCUUGCUGCCUCUCUUUUUUGCAGGAUGCGAAUUGAGAGAUCGAUCAUUGCGCAGGAAGAUCGUAGAGUUCUGCUCUAUAUGGGACAAGAGGACUCGAUAUCAUAUGUUUAGUAACGCCAUACCAUUAUUGGAAGAAGUGUGGGCUGAACAAGAUGCAAAAGGGUUUGAGAACGUAUGGUGGGGGCAAAUAGUGGAUAAACUGCAUUCAUCUGGGAGUCAACAUCCUUUGCAGAUGCGACUUUGCUUUGGCUAG
This is a messenger RNA of Microsporum canis CBS 113480, 1671 nucleotides long. RefSeq lists its product as hypothetical. The record is from RefSeq and is a predicted model, not a curated record. Gene Ontology annotation, molecular function: DNA-binding transcription factor activity; transcription cis-regulatory region binding. The transcript is spliced from 4 exons. The coding region runs from base 1 to 1671 and encodes 556 amino acids. Lineage: Eukaryota; Fungi; Ascomycota; Eurotiomycetes; Onygenales; Arthrodermataceae. Gene Ontology annotation, biological process: positive regulation of transcription by RNA polymerase II. Gene Ontology annotation, cellular component: nucleus.